AUGCUUCAUAAAUUUAAGAUCCCAUUCUUCUUACUGAUACUUAUCCUGCACUGCCUCACAGUAACUGGAAACACCAUCAUUGUAGCUUUGGUAUCUUCAAGCCCCAGCCUUCACCAUCCAAUGUUCUUCUUUCUCAGUCACCUUUCCCUAUCAGACUUUAUACUGACCACUAACAUUGUUCCCAACAUGUUACAUGGGAUUCUGCAAGGAGAGAUAGCCAUGUCCUUUCCUGCCUGCAUCAUCCAGUUUCAUUUCUUUAGCACCGUCAUAGCGUCAGAAUGUCUUCUCCUUGCAGUGAUGUCCUAUGAUCGGUAUCUGGCUAUUUGCAAGCCACUAAGAUAUUUCUCUAUAAUGCACAAUAAACUCCGCCUACAGCUUGUUAUUUUCUGCUGGAUUUUAGGCUUCAUAACUACGCUUGCAGUGGUUAUAAUGUUAAGCAGAUUAGAAUUCUGUGGAUCAAAUGUCAUCGAUCACUUUUUCUGUGAUUUUGCACCCAUUCUUCAACUUUCUUGUUCAGACAUAUCUGCCUUGACUUUGGGACAGAUGUUGCUGUCUGCUCCUAUGACUUCCUUUCCAUUCAUACUUAUCAUUGUAACAUACAUAUGUAUCUUCAUUGCUAUACUGAGAAUUCCAUCUCUCUCUGGGAGGCAGAAAGCCUUCUCCACUUGCAGCUCUCACCUGGCAGUUGUGGGUGCUUUUUAUGGUUCAUUGAUUUCUCUUUAUGUUGUACCUUCCUCUGGAAAUUCAAUCUUUACAAAAAAGGUAAUUUCUCUGCUCUACACUGUUUGCACACCAUUGUUCAACCCUAUUAUCUACUGUCUGAGGAACAAGGAACUCAAGGAGGCCUUUAAAAAAUGGCUAAAUACACUAUGA
Messenger RNA from Xenopus tropicalis (tropical clawed frog), 873 nucleotides. RefSeq names its product olfactory receptor family 16 subfamily A member 5 (gene or16a5). Gene Ontology annotation, biological process: G protein-coupled receptor signaling pathway; detection of chemical stimulus involved in sensory perception of smell; signal transduction. The transcript has a single exon. The record is from RefSeq and is a predicted model, not a curated record. NCBI's taxonomy places the organism in Eukaryota, Metazoa, Chordata, Amphibia, Anura, Pipidae. Gene Ontology annotation, cellular component: plasma membrane; membrane. Gene Ontology annotation, molecular function: olfactory receptor activity; G protein-coupled receptor activity. Bases 1 to 873 code for a protein of 290 amino acids.